AUGGCUUUGCUGUGGCUGCUCGUCCUGCUGGCCCUGGCUGGGCCCGUGGGGGGCACCUGGGACACCUGCAGAGGCACCUGCGGGCUCUGGCCCAUGGUUUUGAACGAGACCUCGGCGAUUCCCGAGUACGGAACCUCGCAUUCUGCCAAGGACACCACCCUCGAUGUCAACCCCGGGGCCUGGCCUGGCAUCGCCAGCAUCCAGGUCACCCUGGAGAACGGCACGUGGCACAUGUGCGCGGGGGCACUCAUCAGCCACCGCUGGGUCCUCACAGCCGCCAGCUGCUUCGUCGGGGCCGGGAAUGUCCUCCAGUGGAAGGUGGUGGUUGGAGCCACGGAUCUGGCCCAGCCCGGCCCUGCAGCCGAGGUGUUCCAGAUCAAGCGGCUCCUGAAGCACCACGGCUAUGACCCGGUCACGGCUCGGAACAACAUCGCCCUGCUGGAGCUGGACCAGCCCGUGGAGUGCAGCGACUACAUCCAGCUGGGCUGCGUGCCCGACCGCUCCCUGGCGGUGUCCGCGCUGAAAACCUGCUACAUCGCGGGCUGGAGGAACACCCCGGACAGCGCCCCCAGCCCACGCCUGGUGCUGCAGGAGGCCAAGGUGCGGCUCAUCGACGUCCAGCUGUGCAACAGCAGCCGCUGGUACGGGGGGGCCGUGCACCCCCAGGACCUGUGCGCGGGGUACCCGCGGGGCGGCAUCGACACCUGCCAGGGGGACAUCGGGGGUCCCCUGGUCUGCAAGGACAACGUUCAGGAGAACUUCUGGCUGGUGGGGCUGGCCAGCUGGGGCAGGGGCUGUGCCCGGGCCAGGCGGCCGGGCAUCUUCACCUCCACCCAGCACUUCCACGCCUGGAUCCGUGCCCACGCCAGCCCCACAGAGCCGGCACGGGCACCAAAGGCCCCCCUGAACUCGCCGGAGCCUACAGGACUGCCGCCACUGGCACCACCAGAACUGUUGCCACCAGAACCGGUGACACCAAAACCGGUGACACCAAACCCAGUGCCACCAGUACUGGUGCCACCAGAACCGGUGACACCAAAACCGGUGACACCAAAACCGGUGACAACAAAACCGGUGACACCAAAACCGGUGACAACAAAACCAGUGCCACCAAAUCCGGUGGCACCGGUACUGGUGCCACCAGAACCUGAGCCAGAACCGGAGCCAGAACCGGAGCCAGAACCUGAACCAGAACCGGAGCCAGAACCGGAGCCGGAACAGGACAUGGACAUUUCCUUCCCAAAACACACCCUGAAACGAUUCCUCAGGAAGCUGCAGGAGGUGCUGGAGCUCCUGAAGCACAGGACAGGGUGA
This is a messenger RNA of Haemorhous mexicanus (house finch), 1314 nucleotides long. RefSeq names its product acrosin-like. Gene Ontology annotation, biological process: acrosome reaction; proteolysis. The transcript has 5 exons. NCBI's taxonomy places the organism in Eukaryota, Metazoa, Chordata, Aves, Passeriformes, Fringillidae. The record is from RefSeq and is a predicted model, not a curated record. Gene Ontology annotation, molecular function: serine-type endopeptidase activity. Bases 1 to 1314 code for a protein of 437 amino acids.